Messenger RNA from Tilletiaria anomala UBC 951, 1644 nucleotides. Its product is annotated as MFS general substrate transporter. Bases 1 to 1644 code for a protein of 547 amino acids. Lineage: Eukaryota; Fungi; Basidiomycota; Exobasidiomycetes; Georgefischeriales; Tilletiariaceae. Gene Ontology annotation, molecular function: transmembrane transporter activity. Gene Ontology annotation, biological process: transmembrane transport. The transcript is spliced from 11 exons. Gene Ontology annotation, cellular component: membrane. The record is from RefSeq and is a predicted model, not a curated record.
AUGGCGAGCCCACCAACAAGGUCACCUGCUGAGCUGUUGCCGCAGCCGUUCGAAAAGCACCUGGAAGAAGGCCCGGCACUAGGAUCAGGAUCAGUAUCAGCGGAGAAAGUACACGCUGUGCCCAAUGCUUCGCUCACAGCCGAGGACGACGGGCCGUCGACCAUUGAAGAUGCCGCUGAAACGAGACGAAUCAUGCGCAAGCUAGACUGGCGCAUUCUGCCUGUCUGUUCUCUGCUUUACCUCUUUUCUUUUCUCGACAGGUCGAGUAUUGGAAAUGCAAAGGUCGCAGGCAUGAACAAGACGCUGCACCUGACGUCGUCAGAAUACAACCUCGCAGUCUCGAUAUUCUUUGUGCUUUACUGCUUCCUCGAGGUACCUAGCAAUAUUGCGCUCAAGCGGCUGGGAGCAAAGACAUGGCUUCCGAUCAUCGUCUUUGGCUGGGGGGUAGUCAUGACUCUGCACGGUAUUGUGCAAUCUGCCACCGGGUUAACCGUAGCACGUCUCUUUCUUGGCGCUGCUGAGGCUGGUCUUUUUCCUGGUGUGUCGCUGCUUCUUUCCUACCUCUACCCUCGCUCUCACAUCCAGCUCAGGCUGGGAAUCUUUUUUGCCAAUGCUACUAUUGCCGGUGCAUUCGGUGGGCUUUUGGCUUACGGUCUGUCGUUCGUCCGCUCAAGCAAUCUAGAGGGCUGGCGCUUCAUCUUUAUUGUCGAAGGUAUUGCUACCUGCGUCGCUGCAGGGAUCGGCUGGUUCCUUCUCUUCAACGGCUACGAUGACGCGCAUUUUCUCACUGCGUCAGAAAAGGCGUAUAUGGGCGAUCGGAUCAAUUAUGACGGGACGGAAGUCGCCAUGAAUCAGUCCUUUCAAUGGAAGUUCGUCUUGCAAGGUCUAAAGGAUGUCAAGACAUGGCUGUCCUUGAUUACGUACAUCGGGGUUUACGCGCCUGUCUACUCGAUCGCCUUGACCCUGCCGUCGAUCCUGAGCACUUCGCUUGGCUACUCGAGCGUCCGCUCGCAGUUGCUCACCGUGCCGGUGUACGGCUGCGCUGCGGUUGUCGUGGUCAUGUGGUCAUUCGCAGCCGAUAGGCUGCGGAGCCGCACAUUCUUCUUGCUCAUGGGAACCAUGCUUUCGGCGAUUGGAUGGGGUAUCGGACUCGCGUCGAGCAAUCCAAGGGUCGGGUUUGCAGGCGUCUUUCUCAGCGCUGCCGGAAGCUAUGGUGCUUUCCCUUCUGUGGUAGCACUUGUCAGCCAGAACGUCGGCGGGCAGACCAAGAGAGGAGUUGCGCUCGGCAUCCUCGGUACGUACUCGCGCGCCAUGGCUGGUCUGACGAAGCAGAGCCUAGGACUGACGGGGGCUGCAUAUUUGAUGGAAACACUGCGUUCGCUAGUUGGUGUGGGUGGGCUUUGUGGCGUGAUCGCGCCGAACAUCUUCCUGGCGAGCGAGUCGCCACGCUACCCGACAGCUUACAAGAUCAACAUCGGUCUCAACGCCUUGGGCUUCCUUGGUGCACUGCUCAACGCCGCGUAUCUGAUCUGGGCGAAUAAGCGCAAACAGCGGGCCAUCGACAGCGGUGCGGCGGCCAGGCUGGGUCGGCAGGAGCUUGCAGACCUCGGGGAUGAGAGCCCGUACUUCCGCUAUAGGCUUUAG